This is a messenger RNA of Aspergillus wentii DTO 134E9, 1285 nucleotides long. RefSeq lists its product as uncharacterized. The record is from RefSeq and is a predicted model, not a curated record. The coding region runs from base 57 to 1139 and encodes 360 amino acids. NCBI's taxonomy places the organism in Eukaryota, Fungi, Ascomycota, Eurotiomycetes, Eurotiales, Aspergillaceae. The transcript has 7 exons.
GCGAUGUGGCCCUCGACCGUUGAGCGAUUCAAAUUGCUUCACUGCACUGUGCCGAGAUGCUGUCGCGAAUAGUGGCACGCGGCCUGGCGCCAGAUGAGCAGCAUUUGGUUUCGCUGACUUAUGGCCUGAUUAUUGCCAUGGCAGGUCUGUCCUUGAUUGUCUGUGGACUUAGACUCUAUGCAAGAGCGGUGGUUCUGAAGAAGUUUGGACUGGACGACUGGGCUGUCAUAUUUGCGCUGGUCCUCACUCAGGUCUUUAAUGGCUUGGGUAUUGCCGUUGUUCACUCUGGAAGUGGGCGGCAUCAGGAAACUCUCUCAAUGAGCGAACUUGGGCUAUGGAUGAAGUUAUACUAUGUGGCAACAUGCUAUUAUCUGUACGUCUCGAUGGCCGUCAAAAUAAGCCUGUUGCUGUUUUUACGUCGGGUGUUUCCCAUUUCAUGGGUCAACCGAUUGACACUCGGCGUGAUGAUAUUUCAAGUCUGCUUUACCGUAUCUGGAUCAUUGGUUUUGGCCUUCCGAUGCUCACCAGCAAGGGGCGCAUAUGACUUAGCUAUCGCGGCUACUGCCAAAUGCCUUACUACAUUCCAACUAUACCAGGUCACACUGUACCAGGCAGUGUUGAUCUUCGUAACCGACAUCAUCAUCCUACUCAUCCCAAUGCCGGUUCUGUGUGGUCUGCAGAUGCCAACACGAAAGAUCGUCGCGUUGAUGUUUGUCUUCAGCACUGGUAUUAUUGCCUGUAUCUCGCCCAUUGUGCGGUUCAGUACGUUGGGAUAUCUGUUGCAUGGUGCGACAGAUACUACUUUCGACUCAACAUCCUCGCUAUACUGGAUGGCAAUCGAAUUCAACCUUGGCCUCGUCGCAGGCUCGCUAUCUUCACUCCGUGUUUUGCCCUGCUUUCGUCAAUUCGGCUCAUCAGCCAGCCGUAACUAUGGCUCCAGCGGUGUACCACCCGGAUUCUACCCGAUGGACAAUAUGAAAGAUGGAAACGACCGUGGUAGCCGCAAGAAAGGCAGUCUCGGUAUGGGCACGACCAUUCUACAGGAAACGCGCAACGAAAGCCAGGAGCGAAUUGUCAUCAAGGCGAAAGGGGAGAACCAUAGCAGUGCGCCUGAGUCCAUGGGUGGAAAUAGUUUCUGAUUUCUUUUCCGUUUGUUGUCUUCCACGAAUUCAUUCUUUAUUAUAUGAUAGAAAUGCGGAUCUGCACUCAUUUUGAGGUCUAAAUGCCAAGCUCAUCCUUAGCAGUGUCGAUCCCGGCACUUAUGAGAUGUACUUUUGUUUAAAGC